Molecule: messenger RNA, 1857 nt
Organism: Sphenostylis stenocarpa
Lineage: Eukaryota; Viridiplantae; Streptophyta; Magnoliopsida; Fabales; Fabaceae
Source: the annotation of a GenBank genome assembly
AUGAUGAUGAUGUUUGAGGAGAUUGGAUUUUGUAAUGAGUUGGAUACGAUGUCUACUGUACUUGGGGAAGAGGAUAUCACCGCCCGGCAAACUGAUCCAGAGGCGAUAGUUGAGGAUGAUUUCAGUGAUGAAGAAAUUGGAGUAGAGGAACUUGAAAGGAGGAUGUGGAAGGACAAAAUGCGUCACAAGCGACUGAAGGAACAAAGUAAAUCUAAGGAAGGAAUUGAUGCAGUGAAGCAAAGACAGUCGCAAGAACAGGCAAGAAGGAAAAAGAUGUCCAGGGCUCAAGAUGGAAUCUUGAAGUACAUGCUGAAGAUGAUGGAGGUUUGUAAGGCCCAAGGAUUUGUUUAUGGGAUAAUUCCGGAGAAGGGGAAACCAGUUACUGGAGCAUCUGAUAAUCUGCGUGAAUGGUGGAAGGAUAAGGUCAGAUUCGAUCGAAAUGGUCCAGCUGCCAUAGCCAAGUACCAAGCUGAUAACGCUAUCCCUGGGAGGAAUGAUGGGUGCAAUUCAAUUGGUCCAACUCCACAUACCUUGCAAGAGCUGCAGGACACAACGUUGGGUUCUCUCUUAUCAGCACUCAUGCAACACUGUGAUCCUCCUCAGAGGCGGUUUCCCUUGGAAAAGGGUAUUCCUCCACCAUGGUGGCCUUCAGGAAAUGAAGAGUGGUGGCCUCAAAUUGGUUUACCUAAAGAUCAAAGUCCCCCUCCUUACAAGAAACCCCAUGACCUAAAGAAGGCAUGGAAAGUUGGUGUUUUGACUGCAGUUAUCAAGCAUAUGUCCCCAGAUAUUGCCAAAAUUCGCAAGCUUGUGAGACAGUCUAAGUGCCUCCAAGAUAAGAUGACAGCCAAGGAGAGUGCAACCUGGCUGGCAAUCAUCAAUCAAGAGGAGGCCUUGGCAAGAGAGCUUUACCCUGAUUAUAUCCCUCCAUUAGCCUCAGCUGGAGGUAGUGGAUCUUUGGUUAUCAAUGAUAGCAAUGAGUAUGAUGUUGAAGGGCGUGAGGAUGAGCCUAACUUUGAUGUGGAAGACAGGAAACAUGAGAAUCUUCACACACCCAAUCUUGGGAUGGAGAGAAUGAGGGGAACCGUGCCAGUUCAGCAGCCCUCUUUUUCAAUCAAGGGAGAGGCUGUUACAAAUUUGGAUUUAAUUAGGAAAAGGAAGGUUUCUAAUGGCUUCAAUAUGGAUGCGAAGAAUUACACAUGCGAACACCCUCAGUGCCCUUAUAGUCAAGUUCGACUUGGUUUCCCUGACAGAAUUUCUAGGGACAAUCAUCAGUUGAUUUGUGCAUAUAGCGGUACUUCAGAUUUUGGGGGUCCAAAUUUUCAUGUAAAUGAGGUAAAGCCAGUCAUAUACCCCCAGUCCUUUGUUCAACCAAAGUCUACUACUCAGUCUGCUAACAUGGUCCCGCCUGUAAUUGAUCUUACCGGACUUGAAGUUUCAGAAGAUGGUCAGAAAAUUAUCAGUGACCUUAUGACUAACUAUGAAACAAAUGUUCAAAACAACAAGAACUUAAGUUCGUGUAAUCACAUGGCUGCGGAGAAUUCCUGCCUUCCUCAGCAUGGCAUGCAGCAGCAGUCACAGGACAACUUCAUUCGUGGGCAAGGAAUCACUAUGGAAGGAAACAUCUUUGAUGAGCCCAACAUGUCCAAUAAUCAUCACAUGUUUGCAAGAGAAGAAGGCCAAUUUGACCGGUUCAAAGCAAUGAAUGCUCCCUUUGAGACCAAUCACAACAACAAUAACUUCAAUUCAAUUUUUGGGUCCUUUUGUGAUUUGGCAUCAUUUGACUUCAAGGAGAACAUGCAAGGAGUAGGGAUGGAUGCUCUUCAGAAACAACCAGAUUUCUCAAUAUGGUACCAGUGA